GCUCAUAGUUCUUUCCAGUGCCGCCCUGGCUCUGCUCAGGCAAAUCACACUCUUUGAAUGCUUGAUAUGUGGCGCCCACUGCUUUGCCUGCGUGGCGCCCACUCCGGCAUGAAGCAGGCCCACGGGCACGUGCGCCCGCGAGAGGGCCUGCCGCACCCCGAAGAAGAAACAGAGCGCCCCGAACUGCGCGGUGCCCGCCCGCCCGGACGCGCGCUGCCAGGGCAGCAGCGGGCUGUGCUCCCACUUGGGCUCCGAGACGUUCUCCUGCGGACCAAUGCUGCUCCGAAAGGCGCUGUCUGGAACUUGGAGGUGGCCAGGGGCGUCUGGGCCGCUCGGGCCCCGAGAGAAUCGGUCAAGAGGCGGGGGAUGAAGGCAUCUCCGUUCAACAUCGGUUCCUGGCUUAAGUGCCCCAGCAUGCGACACGCAACCAGCGGCGUGCUAACGCUGAGCUGAGCAUUGAGGCUGAAAACGGAAGUUUGGCGCGGUACGUUCGCCAAGGCGUGGGCCGACACGCUGAGCCAACACGCAGCGUGUUAACACGGACGUUUUGAACACGGUACGCGUUGCGUUCCAGAAGUGGCGUGCCAGGGCAGCUAAUGUUCUCGGACCCCUCCUGGUGUCCAUGUGGUGCAAUUUUUCACCCCCCAACAGUUCUUGACGGUCCCAAGGCCCGAAAACGGCCCCCGCAGAGCGAAAGAGGUAAAAACAUUCUCGAACCCAGCGUGCUGAACGAUUUCAUCUGCGACGGGUUCAUCCAGAAAAUCGUUCUUCUGGACGAACUCGACCGGAUGAAAUUGUCCCGAUGAGCUCGUCCAGAUGAACUGUGCUGCGGACAAACUAAUUUCGGGAUGAAUUCUUCUGGAUGAACUCGCCCAGAUGAACUCGUUCGGAUGAUCUUGCCUGUUCAACAAUGUGUUGCGGAUGGCGGAUUCGUCAAACAAAGAAGUAAGACUAAAUGAUCUCAUUCGGAAAGACUCAUCUGGAAAAACUCGUUCUGGAUGAACUCUUUCUGGAACAACUGGCCCCAGAAGAACUCGUUUCGGCUUAGCUCAUUCCAGAAGAACUCGUUCCGGAUGAAUCAUCACGGGAAAAUUCGUCGGGAAGAACUCGUUCUGGAUGAACUCGAUUUGGACGAACUCGCCCUGGCAGAACUCGUUCCGGACGAAGGUGUUCCGGAAGACAUCGUCGAAGAAAUCAUCCCCAAAAAACUCAUCCUGGAAGAUCCCGCUCGGAAGAACUGGCCUGGGAGAGAGCGUCCCAGAAGAACUCGUCUAGCCGAUGCUGGUGAUGAUGAUCACGAAGACGAUGACGACGCCCAUGUUGACGACGAUGAUUGUGAUCACUACAUAAUCUAG
Molecule: messenger RNA, 1355 nt
Organism: Prorocentrum cordatum
Lineage: Eukaryota; Dinophyceae; Prorocentrales; Prorocentraceae
Source: the annotation of a GenBank genome assembly